CUUUGUCAUCUUCGGAUGACUCAUUGACUUUUGACUCCCUCUCCGAUUAACCGAAUUCCGCCAAACCAAUCAACCCGACGACAAUAAUCGAUCUUUACUCCAAUUGCAAGCUUCCCAAACCCUAAUUUCCGAUUUCUCACACUAAAUUAAGUAAUUCUCUCUCCUUUUUUUCCCCGUUUACCACCCUUCUAAGAAAAAUUCCAGAUUAAAAUGGAAAAAAAGCCAUCUGAAUUUGAAGAUCUAUCAUCAGUACAAGCAGUUUUAGUUGGUGCAUUAGCUCCUGGAGUCAAUGCUCCAACAUGGACUACCUUGAAAAUGGUGUUUGUAAUGCUGGGUAUAAGUCUAACUUUGAUGCUUGUUCUGGGUUUUACAUCUAGUGAUACUGCUUUGAUUCUCCAUGUUGGGUUUCUUGUGCUCAUCUCACUUACCCUCUUUUUGCUGCUUACAAGCUUUCUUGAACAGACUGGUCUAGUUUCAGUUGAACAUCAAAUGCAGGAAAUGGGAUUGGUGCCCAAGGAUAGCAAAACAAGCGCAAAAACCGAGUGAAUUAAGAGUUCAAUAUCAACCUCGUAGCAAAGUUUAGACUUCAGAGCAAACACUUCAGAAGAAUAGAUCCUUUUUAAACAAUGAAAGAAUAUUUUUUCCAUCAUAAUACAGUAGUUCUCACAUCAUUACAGAACAAGUGAAAAGGAAGAAUACUACAGUUCCUCAUUACAAGAUGACAGAAUUACAGUACUUCAAUUAAUUGAAGAUGCUCACUCUGCCCUGUUGUUGUUUCUUUUUUUCGCUCCUUUUGGACUUCGUGUAACAGAAGCAGGAACACCAUGGGAAUUCCAGCAUGAACUUCAUCUUCUUCGUCUACGCUUCUGGUAUAAAGUCUCUAAAGGGUACAACACAAGAAUUAUUUCCAUCUUUCCAUUUCCUACAUAUAUCAUUCCUUGGAUUCUAUUCCUAUAUCUGGUUAACAAGGAAAGAAUGCAUGGCUUCCUUCUUAUGCUUUAUCAUUCAGGGCACACCAUGUUUUGCUUUGCCUUCCCAUUAGGUAACCUGUAAUGUUAUACUUUUCAAGGGAUAAAAAGCUUAAAUAAGAGAGAAGAGUAAGGUUUUGUCCAUGUAUUUUACCUGUUUUGUAAGUUAUAUGGGAAUAAUCUCAUUCAUGUGAUGCAAUUUCCAAGCUCAUUUUUUUGUCA
Beta vulgaris subsp. vulgaris (sugar beet) is the source of this 1190-nucleotide messenger RNA. RefSeq lists its product as hypothetical. The record is from RefSeq and is a predicted model, not a curated record. NCBI's taxonomy places the organism in Eukaryota, Viridiplantae, Streptophyta, Magnoliopsida, Caryophyllales, Amaranthaceae. Bases 211 to 546 code for a protein of 111 amino acids. The transcript has 3 exons.